AUACAAGUGAUAUACCUAUAUUGUUAGAAAUACAAAUCUGCAGUAGCAAACAAGAUUAAAAGCAACUUUAGCUGUAUAAGUAUAUAUUACCAAAUAAAAUAAAGAAAGUACACCAACAAGAUGUUGAUGAUGAAAAAUGCAAAUGUUACUGAUGCAAUCAUAGAUGUGAAGAAACUGAUUGCUCAGCUGUCAAGUGCAACUGUCGUUGUACAAAAGCUGCCAUCCAUAAAAGGACACCUACGUUUAGUCUCAUCAGGACAUGCCGACAAGGAAAAUGAGAGUAAUAAUCAAUGCAAUGAUAAUGAUGAUAAUUAUGAUGAUGAUGAAUUCUUUUUCAAAGAACCAGGAAAAAAAAGAGCUUCAAAAAUCAGCAAACCUUUUUGUUCUUCAUGUAAUGCUACAGUUGAGAAUCACAGAAUUAGAGACAAGUAUUGUAGGCAAUGUGGAACUUUAUUGCUUUUCAAGUGCAUGACAUGUAGAACACAGUAUACAAGCUACCGUGGAAUGCAGAUUCAUUUAAAGACAAAAUGUGACGAGACCACGUUGUACAUUCAAUGCUCUAGCUGUGAUUAUGCAACUAAUUCUAGAAUUGCAUUAACUAAACAUAAAAAAUAUGUGCAUCAAAAUAUACAGAGAGUAUAUCUGGAAGAAUUUUAUCAAGGUCAAAAUAGUAAUAGGUGUGAAAUUUGUGGAAAAAUGUUCAAAUACCGCUGUAACUUAACGAAUCAUUUAAAAGCCUGUAAAACUAGAGAAUCUGGAUAUUUACCUAAUAAUACUUUGAAAUCAAGUGAAAAUAAACUGAUACCUAAUAAAUUAAAAACUAAAGUGAAUGCUAAUUCAGUUGGAUAUUCUGUCAAAUAUAAAGUACAAUCAAAGACAUCAAGUGUGAUUAAAUAUCUCUGUCUUACAUGCAACAAAACAAAAAAAGGCGUACCAGCGCAUUACUCACCAAGGUGUAAUUGGUGUGAAUCGCUGUUGAUUUUAAGUUGCAAAAAAUGCAGCAAACAAUACCAAAGUUGGGAAUCUAUGAAAUAUCACCUAGAAAGUAAAUGCAGUCCUGGAGCUGUAUACCAGUGCUGUAAUUGCAGCUACAAAAGCACAGUUAAAUAUUUAAUGAAAAGACACAUCAAGAAUAGGCACAUAUCUAAAAAACCAAAACCUUUACUAGAAUGUUCCAAAUGUGGUAAAAAAAGUAAAAAUUCUGAUAGUCUUUCCAGGCAUUUCAAAUUUUGUGGGGUGAAACCAAAUUUAUUCUGUAAACUUUGUUCUUACAAAACCAAGUACACUCAAAAUUUGAAAAAACACUUGAUGAAUCAUUCUGAAGUUGACAAGAAUAAUUACAGUGAUUUCAUUUCAAAUAACUUACGUACUGCAGAAAAUACUCAAAAACCAAGGGAAGAAGUUUCUGACACAGAGAACAAAAAGCCAGAUUCUGUUAAUGGUAAACACACCCCACCCACGUUUCUUUCUUCCAACUUAAUUCCAAUAGAUAUGUUGGAAGCUUGCUGUCCACUAUGCAAUCAGGAAAUUAAAAUAAGCGAGAAUAUAGAUAAGAAAUGUUCAAAUUGCGAAGCGACCAUUUACUUCAAGUGCAAGAAAUGCAAUAAACCGAUUAGUAACUACUAUAACGCUAAAAGUCACCUACGGUCUUGUUUAAGAAUUAAUUUAAUUCCAUGCAAGUACUGUAAGAAAAAAAUAGACGAUUGUGGUCAGUUCAAGAGACACUUUAAGUACUGUGAAUCAAAAGCCCUCUAUGGGUGCCGAUACUGCGGCUUCCGCGGCAAGAGUAAGUCAGAUAUUAACGCUCAUAAAAAGCGUUGUAAACGUAUCAAAUCUACCGGAAAAACGGAAACAGUCAAGCCGAUUGUUCCUGUUCAGGAAGCUGAGAGUAAUGUCAAAGAUGAAAUAAUUGCGUCAAAGGAGGAAACUAUCAAGACUAUUCAAGAAGCUCAAGACAAUGGCAAUGGCGUUCUCUUCAGUGUGAAUGGUAUCGAUAUAAUUGAAAAAAGAAUCACAGAAAACAUUCCGAAGAUUACCGAAAUGGCUACCAGAUACUGUCCAAAGUGUAAAAGAACGUACGAAGGCAGCAACUGCGUGAAAAGUUUUUGUGGUCAUUGUAACAAAAUCGAGUUGCAUCAUAAAUGCCAGAAAUGUGAGAAGGCGUACAAGCACACGGUGAGCUUGUUUUAUCAUUUGCAGAGCCAGUGUUUCCCGACGACCGAAUUUACUUGCACUCUCUGCAACUACUCGAACUAUGUUAAGUCAGAAAUAAUGAAACAUGCCAAGCACAAUAAACAUGCAUCACUAGGACUAUUUUGAGAAGAAGUAGUACUAAUUAAAUAAUUUUAUGUAAAUAGAGUGUAUGCCUUACAUGAUGUCUAAGUUUAAUUGAAUUUGCAUUUUAGAAAGAUGAGACAUGUUCCGUAAGUACAAAUGUAAAAUUAAAGAUUAUGUUGAUAUUUUUAUAUUGAAAAUAUCUAUUAAAAUGGUUUUUAUAAAUAAACGAUACAGUAUACACAUAAAGCAAAAAUAUUUUUUGACAAUAAAUAUAUAAUUUUGAAUAAUAUCCAUCAAACAAAUCAUUUUUUAUAAAUUUUAAUCAUAGUUUAAAAUGUAAUCCCGUCAUUAUAUCGAAAUAAUUGAAAUACCGACAAAGCAUAUUUUCCUGACAGUUUUCCGACUCUAUGCUCACAGACGAUAUAAAUAAAUUUAAAUUACUUGUUGAAUAAAACGAAGCGAUUUAUACUGAUUUAAGAAAUGGAUAAAUAUUUAAUUUCACGUAAGCUAUGAAAAAAACCAUACGUGUUAUAUUGUUUUUAAAAUACAAUUAUGAAACGGUUAGUUUAUAAUAUAUACAAAACAAUUCCAUGGAUUACGAUAACAAGGGUUUUACAGAAUUUUAAACGAUAUGUACCAGGUAGUUAAACUUCCUGGAAAGCAAAAGGUUUUCAUAUUCUUAUCCAAACCUCGUCUUACCGAAUCAGAGUAUGAUACGUUAUUCUGACAGUUUGCAAACGCCGAACUCAGGGACUACAUAUAAGCAAAUUUUGCUAGUAUCGAGACAAUUUAAUGUUAAUGAAGUAAUUUGCACUAAUUCCGAAAAUAAAUAAAUAUCGUUUCACAACAAAUAAAGGAAAUGGAAAAUUUUUCGAUAAAAACAGGAAAGUGUUAUCAAAAUAAUCGCAAUUAAACAAUAUAUUUCAGUGUUAAAAAUAUAAUCUUUUUCUACAGAAAUUUUUGACGAAUUUGAUGAUGCUAAUAGUGAAAAUAAGGCAGAUGGUAUGAUUCCGCAGUACAUUGUAUUUUCAAUACCUAUAUUCUGUAAUUUUUAACGUCUUUGAAUCCUGCAGAAAUACUAUUGAAACCGACAACUGAAAUCAAAACAGAAGUUUUAAGUGAUAAAGAAACUACAGUAAAGAAAAAUAUUGAUUUACUUUUUGUCCAUACGAUCUGAAGAUAGAGAAAGGUCAACGUAAUUGUAUCGUUCUAUUUAAGCAUAUUUAUUUAAUCAUAUUUAUUUAAACAAUAAAUGUAAAAAGAAAAAGAAACAGUUUAAAUCCUGCAGAAGUUUUGCCCAGCCCAUCUAUUCCACAAGAAUAUCAUUACAAAGCUGAACUGGACAUAGGUUGUGACGAGGAAGAUGAUGCAUUAGGCACUUCAGAGAACAAAGAAGGUCAAAGCAAUGUGCAUCAAAAGAUUAAUUAUACUGUUGAGCAUCAAGACGAUAUUGAUAUCAAUGCAGUUGAAGCAAA
Molecule: messenger RNA, 3752 nt
Organism: Nasonia vitripennis (jewel wasp)
Lineage: Eukaryota; Metazoa; Arthropoda; Insecta; Hymenoptera; Pteromalidae
Product: zinc finger protein 142-like
Exons: 8
Coding region: 121-2319 (732 amino acids)
Biological process (GO): regulation of transcription by RNA polymerase II
Cellular component (GO): nucleus
Molecular function (GO): RNA polymerase II transcription regulatory region sequence-specific DNA binding; DNA-binding transcription factor activity, RNA polymerase II-specific
Source: RefSeq, a predicted model, not a curated record